AUGGGUGGUCCGACAAAUCGCUGGGAUGGAGGAAGUCAUUCUCUUGGAAGGGAAGAGUCCUCACUACACACUAGGUCAGCAUCGCAUGGAAGAAGUGAGCCAUCGUUUGGGUCUUCUAAUUCGAGGAGAAGAAUGGUGAAAGUUUGUGGGUGUGGAGUUGAAGCUCCGUUGCUGACUUCGUGGACUGGGGAUAACCCUGAGAGGAGGUUCUACGGAUGUGGUCUGUUCAAGGUUCAUGGUAGACGACUGUGCAGCUUCUUUGAAUGGUAUGAUGAUGUUGGGAAUGCCAGGGAGAAGAAGGUUAUUGCCUUGCUUUCGAGAAAGAAUGCUGAGAUGAAGAAAACAAUCAAAGUCCUAGUCUGUUGUUUGAUCUUUGCCAUGAUUAUGAUCAUGGCGUUGAUAUUUGCUUAUGUAUCUAAAUAG
Messenger RNA from Lotus japonicus, 423 nucleotides. RefSeq lists its product as uncharacterized. The transcript is spliced from 2 exons. Lineage: Eukaryota; Viridiplantae; Streptophyta; Magnoliopsida; Fabales; Fabaceae. Bases 1 to 423 code for a protein of 140 amino acids. Gene Ontology annotation, molecular function: zinc ion binding. The record is from RefSeq and is a predicted model, not a curated record.